CGCUCUCCCUCUCUCCCCGCAGGCGAUGGCGGCCCACGUCCCCCGGGCCCCGGGUUACCCGCAGAUGCUGUCGAGCGGCGCCCAACACCUGAGCGGCCCGGACCAGGUGCUGCUCCGCAACACCGAGGCGUGCGCCGAGCUGGCCCGCUCGCUGAGGGCCACCUUCGGGCCGGCCGGCCUGCGCAAGCUGGUGGUGGGCGACGGCCCGCGGGCCCUGCUGACCGGCGACGCGGCCACCGUGCUGCGGGAGCUGCGCAUCGAGCAGCCGGCCGCCGACAUGCUGGCGCAGGCGGUGCGGGCGCAGGACGAGGCGGCGGGCGACGGGCGGGCGGCGGUGCUGCUGCUGGGCGGCGCGCUGCUGGAGCGGGCCGGCCGCCUGCUGCGGGAGGGCCUGCCGGCGGCCGAGCUGAGCCGUGGCCUCCGCCAGGCCAGCGGCCGGGCGCUGCGGGCCCUCGACGGCCUGUGCUGCGGCGCGCUGGAGGCGGAGGCGGGCGCCGGGCGGGUGGCGCGGGCGCUGCGGGCCGCCGUGGGCGCCAAGCUGCGCGGCGACGAGGGCCCGGUGCCGCGCCUGGUGGCCGAGGCCUGCCUGGCGGUGCGGGAGGCCUCGGGCCCGGGCUGGGAGCUGGAGCCCGAGCGGGUGCGGGUGUGCCGGGUGCCCGGCGGCGGCCUGGCCGACUCGCGGCUGCUGCGCGGCCUGGCGCUGCGGCUGGGCGGCGGGGGCGAGGCCGAGGCCGGGGGCGCGCUGCGCGCUCUGGGCCCGGCGCGCGUGGCCGUCUACGACUGCGCCUUCGAGCCGGCGCGGCCCCGGCUGGCGGCCACGGCGCGGGUGCGCGACCCCGAGGAGCUGCGCGCCCUCGGCCAGGCGGAGGAGCGCGCCGCGGAGGCCGGCGUGGCGCAGCUGGAGCGGGCCGGGGUGAGGCUGCUGGCGGUGGGCGGCCGCCUGAGCGACGCGGCGCUGCACUGGGCCGAGCGCUGCGGCCUGCUGGUGCUGCGGCUGCACUCGCGGCGGGCGCUGGCCGCCCUGGCCCGGGCCUCGCAGGCCACGCCGCUGCUCCGGCCGCGGCCCCCGGCCCCGGGCGAGCUGGGCCGCCUGCGCCGCCUGGGCCUGAGCGAGGAGGGCGGCUGGCUGCUGGCCACGCUGGAGCCCGCGGAGGGCGCGGCGGCCUGCUGCACCGUCGUGCUGCGGGGCUCCACGCCCGGCCUGCUGGACGCCGCCGAGCAGGCCGUCCGCGACGGCCUGAGCACCUACCGGGCGCUGGGCCGCGACGGGCGCCUGGUGCCCGGGGCCGGCGCCACCGAGAUGGAGCUGGCCGUGCGGCUGGCGGCCGAGGCCGAGGCCUGCGCCGGCCUGGAGCAGUACGCCUUCCGCGCCUACGCCGGCGGCCUGGAGGACGUGGCCGGCGCCCUGGUGCGCAACGCCGGCGGGCCGGAGGAGCGGGCCGUGGCCCGGCUGCGGGCCCUGCACCAGCGCGGCGCCGCCGGCCUGGGCUUCGACCUGGAGGCGGGCGGCGAGGCGGCGCUGGACGCGGCGCAGGCCGGCCUGUGCGAGCCGCUGCUGGUCAAGCGCUCGGGCCUGCAGCUGGCGGCCCAGGCGGCGCUCGCCGUGCUCGGCGUCGACCAGGUCAUCGUGGCCAAGAAGUCGGGCGGGCCCAAGCCGCGGCCCGACAACCCCAACUGGGACCUCCCGCCCGACCGCAUCGACUGAGGGCGUCGCCCCCAACCCCACCCCCACCCCCACCUCUUUCUAUCCCCGGCCCUUCCCCCAUCUCCCCCUCCUCCCCUCCCCCAUCUUCCCCAUUUCCCCCCUCCCACCUCUAUCUAUCCCCGGC
Molecule: messenger RNA, 1829 nt
Organism: Pristis pectinata (smalltooth sawfish)
Lineage: Eukaryota; Metazoa; Chordata; Chondrichthyes; Rhinopristiformes; Pristidae
Product: T-complex protein 1 subunit theta-like
Exons: 1
Coding region: 26-1705 (559 amino acids)
Biological process (GO): protein folding
Cellular component (GO): chaperonin-containing T-complex
Molecular function (GO): ATP-dependent protein folding chaperone; ATP binding
Source: RefSeq, a predicted model, not a curated record